AUGCCCAAAACAUUAUCCACAAAAGUAACCCCAAGUGAGAAUUCUGACAGUGACUGCAACAUCAUGGUAGAGAAACAAACAGGAAGAAAGAAUAAGGAGAAAAUCACAUCCUUCACCCGAACGCCUAAGUUGGACAGGAAUGAAGUUGGAAAAGAAAUGAAAGAAAAAUCUUCAAUGAAAAGAAAACUACCCUUCACAAUCAGCCCACCUAGAGAAGAAGAGAGAGAUUCUGACACAGAUUCUGAAGCAGGACACACAAGUGAAAACUGGGGCGAACGAUUAACGUCCUCUUACAGCACAUAUGCAGAGAAAGAUGGACCAGAGAAAAAGAAAGUAAAGAAAGAGUCCGGAAAUAAGAAAUCUACCCCGGUUAACAUCCUCUUUGGUUACCCGUUAUCUGAACGCAAACAGAUGGCACUUCUCAUGCAAAUGACUGCCAGGGACAACAGCCCAGACUCUACUCCAAAUCAUCCUUCGCAAGCAACACCAACUCAAAAGAAAAACCCCCACAUCUUCCACAAGGCAGAAGGACAAAGUUAAUAAAAGAAAUGAACGUGGAGAAACUCCUUUGCAUAUGGCAGCUAUACGAGGAGACCUUAGUCAAGUGAAAGAGCUCAUUCGUCUUGGUGCAAAUGUAAAUGUUAAAGAUUUUGCAGGUUGGACACCACUGCAUGAAGCUUGUAAUAUGGGGUGUUAUGAAGUUGCUAAAGUUUUGAUUGCUGCCGGAGCUGAUGUGAAUACCCAGGGACUGGAUGAUGACACCCCUCUUCAUGAUGCAUCCAGCAGUGGCCACAGAGAUAUUGUGAAAUUACUACUUCGACAUGGUGGCAAUGCGUUCCAGGCCAAUAAACAUGGAGCACGUCCCAUUGAUGUGGCUGACUCUGAGGAACUAGAGCAGCUACUAAAACAAGAAAUUCCCCUUUCUGAUGAUGAGGAAAGUUUACAGGACUCUGAGGAGCCCCAAUUUACUAAUCUCUCCAGUGUAGAUGAAAACUUAGAUUCAGAGGGCGAAAAGGAGCCCAUGAUUGAGAGCAAGCAUGCCACUGCCAAGGGGACACCUUGCACUUCAGGACUUGAUGAGUAUGAAUUUAAAGAUGAUGAUGAUGGUGAAAUGGGCAAAAUGGUGGAAGAAAAGCAUGUGAUUAGGAAUGAGAUUAACAAAGAGUGCUCUGAAGGGAGCGAGAGUUUCUUUGUCAAGAAAGAUAAAAUAGAUUUUCCAAAACUAUAUAAAAAUAGAAAACCAAAACCAUCCCGCCUAUUGUUCACAAGCUCCGAUAGCUCAGAUGAUGAUUUGCUUCCUGAAAAAGUGAGCCUUGCUACUGAAAGCCUAAGUUCUGACAUCCGACACAGAAAAGAGUACAAUGUUCUACAUGAGCAAAAGGAGAAGGGCAAAGUCAAGAAAAAAGUGAAGAAUCAAAGUAAAAACAAAGAGAACAAAGAAUUGAAACAGGAAAAGGAUAAGAAAGAAAAUGUUAAAGUAGUGAACAUAGUGAUGAACUCUGCUUUGGAUUCGUUAGAAAAAUCAAGAGAUGAAGAGGUGUUUAGGAAAUCUCUGUGUACAAAAGAUGAGGGGUCCUUACAUUUGUUUCAGAUAACCCCUGGCAAAUCUCCCAAGCACACAUUCACUUUUGUUGAUAAGCAAUCAACACCACUAAAACAAGACAACACUAAAAUGUGCGUUUCACCACCUGGUGGAUCCGAAUCAUCAUUACAAGCAGAAAUCUUCCGUUUCGAUCAGAGCCCUGACUCAGAAUAUGCACUGGAAAGCUCAAGCAGCACAAUUUCCAAAUACAAGGAAAAAAGUAAACAUGCAAAAGACUUUUUUAAUGAAUAUGGUGGUGACAGGGCUGCAGUUAAAAGCAAAGAAGAUGACAAAAGCCCUUCCUUUGAAACAGCAGAAUUUGUUGCAAAGAAAGACAAGGAAGGCAAAGUAUUAAAAAAGCACAAAGUAAAGCAUAAAGAUCGGGAAAAAGACAAAAAUAAAAAAGAGCUAGAUGUGGAAAAGGAUAAAAGCAAACACAGAGAUAAUAAAAACACACAAAGAAAUAUAGAGUUUGACCGAGAAUUCUGGAAGGAGAACUUUUUUAAAAGUGAUGAAAAUGAUGAAGAAUUUUUGAGCAUAGAAUCCAAAAACCCAUCUCCAGAUAAAAAAGGCAAGUUGGAAAAACCACAAGCAAAAGAAGAUAAAACAAAAGAGAACCAUGACCACAAAGAAAACACUAAAGAGCUUGAGGAGACCAUAAAAAAAGAAAGGGAUACUAAUAUUUUUCCAGAAAAAGAAAGCAGAGAGAAGUCUGAAAAGAGACUAGCACUUAAAGAAAAGGACAUUGAUAAGUUGGAUAAAAAAUGCGCAGACAAAGAGAAGAAAUCAAAAGAUCACAAAGCAGAGAAAGAGAAGAUAGACAUACAUGACCACAUAGAAAAAUGCAAACCACAUUUACAAUCCGUACAGAAGGAAAAUGAUAAACUAAGAAAUGUUUCAACCAGCAAAGAAAAGUCCAAAGACAAACCUGAGAAGAAACUUGAGAGGAUUGAAAAGGAUAAGCAUUUGAGUGAGCAGAAAGUUUCUCCUGAUAAAAAAAUUAAACAAAUGGAAAAAGAUCUGGAAUCAAGCAAAUCUGACAAAGGUAAACGCAAAGAACGGGAUUAUCGAAAGAAGGAAAAAUCUAAAGAAGGAGAUUGUUUCACAGGAACAAGUAUAAAGCACAGCCAGGAGGAUCGGAAACCAAGUAGCACAGAAAACAACAAGGUAUUGCAUGAACGGCUGUCAUUAGUAAGGGAAAAAUCUAAAGAGGAGCAGCAAAAAAUGGCUGAAUAUAAAGAAAAAGACCGCAAAGACAAGGAAAAGGAUAUAGAUAGAUAUAAAGAACGAGAUAAGCAUAAAGACAAAACACAAACAAAUAUAUUGAAAGUAAAACCUAAAGAGUCUGAGCCAGAAAAGAGUAAACCCAAAUUACAACUACUCAAAGAUACCCGACCAAAAGAGAAAAGAUUAGUGAAUGACGAUCUAAUGCAAACUAGUUUUGAGCGAAUGCUUAGUUUGAAAGACCUUGAAAUUGAACAGUGGCAUAAAAAACAUAAAGAAAAGAUCAAACAAAAAGAGAAGGAGAGGCUGAGACAUCGAAAUAGUACUGAAUUGAGUAAACUUAAGGAAAAAGAAAAGCAGAGACAUUCGCUCACACCAUCUAAAAACAAAGAGUUAAUGAGAUCAAAAAGUUCAGAGAUGUCAGACUCUGGCCCUAAAGAUAAAAUGCUAAAGGAUGCCACAAGCUGCAGAUCACAGUCAGUUGAUGGAAAAAAUGUGUCACAUCCUGGAAAAACGCUUUUAAUAUUGGAAAACAAUAGCCUAGCUAGGUCUCCUCGGUCAGAGAGUGAAAAAACUGGUCUAAGUUCUCGAUCUAUAUCAAUGAUAUCAGUUGCCAGUUCUGAAGACUCUUGUCAUGCUACUGUGACCACACCAAGGCCUACUAUUGAAUAUGAUUCAGACUUUGCCCUUGAAGGUUCAGAUUCUCAAAUGUCUUUCUCUCAGUCCCCUUUUCUAUCCACUGCUAAAUCACCAGCUGUUCAUGACAGAGAGCUGGACAGCCUUGCUGAGCUACCUGAUCGUGUUAAGCAACCUGUGUCAAACAGACUUCUCCCAGGUUACCUCAGGUCAGUGUCUGUAGAGGAUACUAAAUUGGCAACCAGUGAAUGCAGGCCAGUUGUAGAAGUUAGAAGAUGCAGCAUGCCAGCUGCUUUUGUUGAUCAAGUUAGGCCCUCCCCUACAAUUUUAGAAAGCACUUUACAAAAACUACAUCAGUUGCUCCAUCAGUGCCUAGCAGCUGUAUGUCUCCAAAAAUAG
Molecule: messenger RNA, 3841 nt
Organism: Staurois parvus
Lineage: Eukaryota; Metazoa; Chordata; Amphibia; Anura; Ranidae
Source: the annotation of a GenBank genome assembly